Molecule: messenger RNA, 7586 nt
Organism: Paramisgurnus dabryanus
Lineage: Eukaryota; Metazoa; Chordata; Actinopteri; Cypriniformes; Cobitidae
Gene: sack1ha
Product: family with sequence similarity 83 member Ha
Biological process (GO): positive regulation of cell migration; protein localization to cytoskeleton; intermediate filament cytoskeleton organization
Cellular component (GO): keratin filament
Molecular function (GO): keratin filament binding; protein kinase binding
Source: RefSeq, a predicted model, not a curated record
UUCGCAAAGAUGUUUAGUUGUUUUAUAAGCAAGACUACAUUAUACAAAAAACAGGUUUUGACUGAGCUAUUGUGGUACGAACGUGUGUGUGUGCGCGUGUGUGUGAGCGUGAGUGCGCGCGCGCGUGUGUUGGCCGUCAUGCCACAGCCAGAGUGAAAGCUAAAGCCUCUGUCGUUCGUUAUGACGGGCAAAUAUCGAUGAAAGGAUUAUUAUACAGGAAAUCCAACGGAUAGCUGCACUUUAGAGUUGUGUAAAUAUGCCUCAUCGGUCACAGUGUUCAUCUGCUGGGGACAACCCCCACGACCCCAACUACCUGCCCCCUCAUUACCGCGAGGAGUACCGGAUAGCUAUUGAUGCCCUGGUUGAUGCCGACCUUGAAGGCUACUAUGGAUUUUUACAGGAAGCAAAUAUGGUCGGUUUCUUAUCGCAAACAGAGAUUGAGUAUAUCAAAUGCACGGUGCGGACGCCGCAUCCGACAGUUCAGCCAGACAGGAGAUACAUGGCCGAAGAUGCAGACGGCUCUUCGGACACUUACUGGCCGGUUCAUUCGGACCAUGACGCUCCAAGCCUGGACUUGGGCUGGCCACAGCAUUCUAGAUUUGCUGGACCAACAGAGGUCACUACGCUGGUCAAUCCAUCUGAUCCUGAGAUGCCCAGUAUUAAGGAGCAAGUGCGCAGAAUGAUUAAGAGUGCACAAGAAGUUGUUGCUGUGGUGAUGGACAUGUUUACAGAUGUUGAUAUCUUCUUUGAUAUUCUUACUGCAGCGAUGCGUGGUGUGGCUGUUUACAUUCUUCUUGAUGAACUGAAUGCACACCAUUUUGUUUCAAUGGUGAACAACUGUAGGGUGAAUCUGGAUGAAAUAAAAUGCAUGAGAGUAAGAACUGUGUGUGGCAGUACUUAUUUCUGCCACACAGGCAAGUCUUUCAAAGGUCAGAUGAUGGAUCGCUUCAUACUGGUGGAUUGCAGGGCAGUUUUAACUGGAAACUAUAGCUUCAUGUGGUCUUUUGAGAAGAUACAUCGCUGCCUAGCGCAUCUGUUUCUUGGACAGCUUGUGACCACCUUUGAUGAAGAGUUUCGAAUUCUGUUUGCCCACUCGGAGCCGCUGGUCGUCGAAGAAAUUCUGGCAAAUAUGUCACAAUACAGCAAUCUAAAUGAAAGCCAUCUAAACAUGGCUAACGCCCACAUGUUGAAGAGAGAAUAUCCACCUAUUCAUCCUGAAUGGGUUGAUCAUUCUGCAGAAAAACAUAUAAAUGUAGGACACCAAAUAUUUCCCUUUAGAAACCCUGAACCAUAUGGAGCAGAGAAAAAUCCCUCCACUCAGAGGCACAUGAACAUGCAUGCAGUUCAACAAUUUCGAGGAGACCAACCAUUUAUAGAGCAUGGGAGACCAAUGAGAGGACCAUUUGAAAUGGCUGGAUUCAAAAGGCAUAGCUAUCCAGAUGUACCAGAUUAUGAAUACAUGCCCCCUCAAAACCAGCCACCAAUCCGAGGCAAACAGUUCAUGGAGGGAGUUGUUCCCAAGGGCAGCCACUUUCCAAGGGAACCAGGUCCUUACCAGGGAGCUGGAUUACAGCCUGAUUAUGACAUGUAUGGCAGAUUCAGAGACCAAGGCUACCCCAUGGAUCAGUUUUCAGGGGCUGGCUAUCCUCUUGAGGUAAACGAGGCAGAACCACCUGGAGCUUAUGACCAUGUCCAAAGAUUCUUGCGGUCUCAAUCUCCUAUGGAGGAAGGACCUGGUGCCGGAAAUUUAGUUCCACCUGCGCAGUCUAAUGUCAGAAGACAUAGCAUGGGUCAGUCUUAUGCUUGUCAGACUUCCCCCACGGCACCAAACCUACCAGACCAGAAACGUUUAGUCAAUACAAAUCGCAAACCACAGGAUGUGAGCCAGAAGCAGGGGCUGCGAGAUUGGAGGAUCAACUCAUACCUUAGUGCCUUUGAUGAUGGAGAAGAUCCUGAUCUUUCUGAACUUGAAGGAUCAGACCUUUGUGAUAACGUUCCAUGUUUUGUUCAGGAAGGGCCUGGUGGCCCCGUUGGUGCCAAAAUCAGAACUGGAAACACUGAGUUUAACAGGGUGCCUUCAUCUAGGAACAAUCCACCUUUUAUCCAGAUUCAAAACAGCUCCCCUCCGCCUUACAGUUUAGCUGACCAUCCACCAGAGUUAUCUGACAAUUUUAAAAUAACACCACCGACAACUUCAGAGUCAUCUUGUACCACUGAGGGGGACAAAGUGGAGGAGACACAGUAUAAAAAGCCGAGAGAGACCAAACGGUUUGGUGAGGAGUUUCUCAGGAGCAAACCCGUUCACAAUGUCCAGAGGAAUUCCAGACUAAGACACUCAUUGAUAUUCAGUUCAAAUUUGGAGUUGAACACUUCAGACGAUUCAAAAGAUAUCUUAGGAGAAAAAGAUGGAGAUGAGGCUUCAAAACUUUCAGCUCGUGUGUCACAAAUCUUGGAUAAAAGGAGGGGUAGCACAAGAGAGCCAUUUCAGUGGAGGAAUUUUAUAAAGUCAGCCACAGUUGAAGACCAAGCCAUGGAGUCUGCACACUCUGAGAAUUCACUAAACAAAAUUGGGGUCAGUAAUGUUGACAACUCCAAAGGCCUUUUGAAAGAGGAAAAACUGCCAGAAACGGUGCAAUCAGCAGUUUUAGAAGUACAAAGCGAUAAAGAUGAGUCAAAAAUAAUGCCAAGGUCAUCCUCAUUCGUAGAUAUGAAUGACCCAGACUCUAGAUUUAGAUAUUUCAAAGAGUUAGCAGCUAAACGCAAAGCUGAACUUGCAGCAGUCAAAACUUCUCAAAGCAACCCAGAGAAAGCCCCAAAGAUGUUGGAUGCACCUGACGAACCCUCAAUGAGCGAUGCAAAAGACAAGACCAUUGUCACAACACCAGAGAUUCAAAAUACUAAAUGUGAGAAAUCUGGUGCAGACAUUCCAGAAACAGUUCAAACAGCUAUUCAGGAUGAAAAAAGCAGAAGAAAUGCGUCAAAUGAAUGGCAAAGAUCAUUUUCAUUCUUAGAUAUGAAUGACCCAGACAGUAGAUUUAGUUAUUUCAAAGAAUUAGCAGCUAAACGCAAAGCUGAACUUGCAGAAGUCAAAACUUCUCAAAGCAAGCCAGAAGAAGCCCCAAAGAUGUCUGAUGCACCUGAGAAGCCCUCAAUGAGUGAUGCAGAAAAAAGGGCAGCUCUCACAAAGCCAGAGAUUCAAGACACCAAAUGUGAGGAAUCUGGUGCAGACAUUCCAGAAACCGUUCAAUCGGCCAUUCGGGAUGAAAGAAGCAGAAGAAAUGAGUCAAAUGAAUGGCAAAGAUCAUUUUCAUUCUUAGAUAUGAAUGACCCAGACUGUAGAUUUAGAUAUUUCAAAGAAUUAGCAGCUAAACGCAAAGCCGAACUUACAGCAGUCAAAACGACUCAAAGCAAGCCAGAGAAAGCCCCAAAGACGUUGGAUGCACCUGAAAAGCCCUCAAUGAGUGAUGCAGAAAAAAAGGCAGCUCUCACAACACCAGAGAUUCAAGACACCAAAUGUGAGGAAUCUAGUCCAGACAUUAUGCAUAGAGCCACAGAUGCUGAAAAAAUUAGAUUAAAGAAAAAACUUGCAGAAGAGUCUGCGUUAUCAAUAAAUUAUUUUCAAAAAGACCCGGUUAUGGAGAAAAACACAGAUUCUAAAAAGUCUUUGCAUCCUAUUACAAAAAAUGUUGAGUCCCUCUCUGAACCUGCUCCAUUUAAAGCCAGUUUCUCACAAAAACAAGUAGGUCCUAUUGAAUUAAAAACGGCUUCAACAGAAACUAAGCACACCCAAAAUCACAUUCCAAAAGAAAUAAGCCCCUCACAUGUUGAUUUAACAGAUAGUUGUUCCCCUGGAAAACUUUCACAGACAAAGUGCUUGUCACCACUAACAUCAGCAAAGGAGGCAGAGUGUUUCCAGCAGCCAACUGUAACAGAGGAAGAUUCCUUACAAGGGCCUGCAACAUCAGGGGUUCAUUCUUCCAAAAUCCCCACUGCAACAGAGAAAGCACAAAAACACACUGCAACAGAGGCAGAGUCUUUUCAACAGCCAACUGCAGGGGGGGCACAGUCUUGCCAACAGCCCACCGAAGAAGAAAGUGCAUCUUUACAAUGUAUUGCUGCAAUUGAUAAAGAUUCCUCUGAAAAGCCUUUUGUAAUAAAAGCAGAGUCAUCCCAACAACUCCCUGCAACAAAACCUGCUAAACCUGCUGAAUUGCACACUACAACAGAAGCAAAGACUUUCCAGGAGCCGGCUGCAGUAGAACACACUACUGUAACAGAGACAGACUUUGUACAGCAGCCCAAUACAACAGUAAGUGAAUCAUUGCAACACCCCUCUGCAACAAAGACUGACUCUUUUCACCAGCCUAGUGCAGCAGAAAGUAAACAUGCUAAGCAAUCCACUCAAACAGAGGCAGAGACUUCCCAACCCUCAAUUUUAACAAAGACAGACUCUACACAACAGCCCAAUGCAUUAGGGGUACAAUCUUCCAAAAUUCAACCUGCAAGUGAAAAAGAACAUGGCGAAAAACAUACGGCAACAGAGACAGAAUCUGUUCUACUGUCCACAAUAGCAGAAACAGACUCUUUACAACAGCCCAGUGCUGCAGUUAAUUUGCAACACCCCACUGCAACAGAGGCAGACUCUUCCCAACAGCCCAUUGCAUUGGGGGUGCAAUCUUCCAAAAUCCCCAAAGAUGCCCAAAAACCUGCUGCUGCUCAGCCACAAUCUGUCCAAACCCCAACCUUAACUGAAAAUGAUCAUGUUCAUAAACCUUCUGCAGCUGAGGCUAAAUCUGUCCAAAACCCACUUGCACCAGAAAAGGACACCCCGAAACCCACUGCAAUGGAGGCAGACUCUUCUCAACACCUCCCUUCAACAAACAUUAAACAAAAACCUCCUGCAACUGAGGCAAAAGAGUCAAACUCUUUGGCUGAAGAACUUGUUCUAAAAUCAGCCACAGAGAAGGGGAAUGAUUUCCAGCAACCAAUAGUGAAUGUUGCAGACUCUUCCCAAACAUCCACUUCAACAGUGGAUGCUUCAAAUGUUUCCCAACAGGCCACUCCAGGAGAAAGUCAAUCUUCUGAAUCCUCCACUGCAAAAGGGGAAGACAUCCAAGAAUCAAAUUCAUUGAGAGCGGACUCUUCUCAACAGCCCACAACAACAAAUACUGUACCUUCCCACCACCCCACUGACUCUUACAAACAGCCAACCGAAUCAAGAGAAGACUCUUCCCAAAGUCCUGAUGAAACAGGCACAGAUACUGUAAUUGUAACAGAAAAGGAAUCUUCCCAAAACCCCAACCCAGUGGUGUUAGACACUUCCAAACAUCCUACUGCAACAGAGAAGCCAACCUCUGUGUGUGUAUCUGCAUCUCCAUUCAAAGUCACUUCAUCUCCUCAGACUAUCUCUUUUACUGACACCACUCCAGCAGAUAGUCACACAUUGUUCAAGAAAGGCGUAGUGGGUAUGUCUACAACAGAGACUAAUUUGGAUCAAAAUAUACCAGCAGGGAGCACUCUUCAAAAUGGUGAAGUCAGCCCCCCUCAACAGAGUCCAAAAGACGGUGAAUCAUCUCCUAAGGUUGUCCAGUCCAUUACAACUUCAUCAGAACCAAACCCAUCAGAAGAAAGUAGCUCACCAAAAAUUGAGCAUAAGGACGAUAACUCUGGUCAGGACAUUACCAAACAAGGAUCCAUCCUAGCUACUGACUCAACAGGGCUUGACGCAACUCAGGGAUUCACGCAGUUACAAUCAAAUAUGUCUUCAAACCCUUUACCUGAAUCAAGUUUAAAUGACCCAAAACCUGAGGAUGAACACCAAAAGCAAAAUAACUCUUCAGCUAGACCUGAGGGUCUUGAGUUAGCUAAGGUUUCUACAGCACUGGACCCUGUCCAAAUUGAUAAAACCAAACUAGUAGGGGUGUCUGAACAAUCAGAAAGCAGUUUGACACCAAACAGUGCAGAAGAAGCAAUAAGUCAGACCAAUGUGACAGAAAAUCCCAAACUUUCCACACAUCAGUCAUCUACUGCCAGUGUUCUCUCGUGUAGCAACCUUAGAGAUGAUACUAAAGUUCUUUUAGAGCAAAUUUCAGCAAAGAACCAAAGCAGAUCAGCCCAGUCCAAACAGACUCCAGCCAAUGAAGAGAAAAAGGAAGGGGUUAGGUCUGUAGAGCAACAGCUUUCAACUUUUUCAGGAGGGCCCUGGUCUUCCAAAGCUUCGCCAGAAGAGCGGGAAAUGUUACUAAAAAAGAUGGAAAAAAUGCGAAAGGAAAGAAAAGUCUACAGCCGUUUUGAGGCCUCAUGUUAACGUGGGAUUAAACCUUAUGGACGAGUGGCUCGAACAAGAAGAGGGAAGCAAUUUUGCCUUGUUUUCCCUCGGUCUUACCUCAUAACUGUGAACUUGCACAAACUUGUGUUUUUUGAUGUGUUACUUUAACAAAUGUUGCUCCCUAAAUGCAAGACUUGACAUGAUGUCUGUCAAGAUUGUAGAUCUUGUGUCAUACCUGAACUCCUGAACAGAUCAUUGGUCUAAAUGAAUGACAGAAGACAAAAAACUAACCCUACCUGCUGGAUAAGAUUCAGAUAGGGUUUCCUAUGUAUAUAUCGUUUUAAAAUCAAGUACGUUUGUAAUUAUCUGGAUGCAGAUUCUAUCUAUAUUCUGAUAUGGAUAUUAUCAUGAUCUGACAAAGAUACGUUUGUUUGACAAACAAGAACAGGGAAGUAAUUAUAAGGCAGAACAAGACACGCUGCCUGUAACCACAAUAGACAUUGAGGGGGGAAAUGUCCUCCCAAAAUAACUCCGAUCUUAUUGAUCUAAAUAUCUGAAUGUUUUGGUUGCCCCAAUGUUCAAAAUGUGUUUAACAAGAAGUACAACUAAAUGUGAACUAUAAGUGAUGUGUCACUAUAAAAUAUUGGGUGGGAUUUUUGUGGAAUAAAUCUAUUUAUGUCUUAAAUUAGAGCCUUUUGUAUACAAAUCCAGAUAAUUCUCGAGACUUCACAAACAAUCUAAUAAAAAAAAACAAUAUUUUGUAUUUCCAAUUUACUGUGUAAAUACAUAGUAUGUUUUUUCUUUAUCACUGAUUUGACAAAAAUAUAAUGUUAAACAUUAUGGUGAAAUGUGCUUAUAUGUUUAAUAAACAUUAGCUGAUGUAAAAAUUGUAAUGUAAGAUUUAGUAUAGACGAAUGAAACACUAGUCUAGUUUAUCUGUAUCAGAAAUGGUCUUACUGCCAACUAUACUCAACAGAUUAAAAAUGUGCAAUAUUGUAAGUUUAGGAUGAGAUGUUUGAGUUUUUUUAAAAAUUGCAAAAUGUGCGCAUUGUUUAUGUGGGACAGCAUCUGUUUCUGACGAUUGUCCUUAACCAGAUUUGAAGAUUAAUGUUGUCUCAAAAAUCUGUUAAGGUUUAUUACACUGACAUGAAAAUAAAAUUGUAUUAAACAAACAGAAAUGUUAUUUAUUAAUAUCCUGAUAUCUGUGUGAGAAGUCAAAGCUUACACAACAUUUGUUUUUGUGCACAGUGAUAUCUCUCAACUUAUUCUCUGUUACAUUGUUUCAACCUGUAGUUGGGUCAAACAUUGGCAUUUUUAG